Folsomia candida is the source of this 818-nucleotide messenger RNA. Its product is annotated as SUMO-conjugating enzyme UBC9-B. The transcript is spliced from 6 exons. Lineage: Eukaryota; Metazoa; Arthropoda; Collembola; Entomobryomorpha; Isotomidae. Bases 194 to 679 code for a protein of 161 amino acids. Gene Ontology annotation, molecular function: SUMO conjugating enzyme activity. Gene Ontology annotation, biological process: protein sumoylation. Gene Ontology annotation, cellular component: nucleus. The record is from RefSeq and is a predicted model, not a curated record.
UGGGGAAUAUUGCGACUAGCAUUGAGCACGGUCGACCCGCACGUUAAAAAACAACAGACUUAUUUACACACAUGUUUACUCCGUCGUGAAAAACGUUACCGAUUUUUCUCUCAAAUUACAAAUUAUAAGCAGUCGUCGUCAUCGACUCGUUAAAAAAGGAUUGUCAGGAUAAGCAAAUCUUCAUUUUCGAAAAAUGAGUGGAAUUGCGAUUGGUCGUUUGUCCGAAGAGCGAAAAGCUUGGCGAAAAGACCAUCCAUUUGGAUUCGUGGCCAAACCGACUUACAAAAAUGACGGCACGAUGGACCUCAUGCAUUGGGAGUGUGCCAUUCCGGGAAAGAAAGGGACACUUUGGGAAGGGGGGAUGUACAAAUUGCGAAUGCUGUUCCGGCCAGAGUAUCCAGCCACGCCGCCAAAAUGUCAAUUCAUACCGCCGCUCUUUCACCUGAACGUGUAUCCGUCUGGAACCGUGUGCUUAUCUUUGCUCGACGAGGCGAAGGACUGGCGCCCUGCGAUUACCAUCAAGCAGAUCUUACUGGGCAUUCAGGAUCUGCUGAGUGAGCCAAAUGUCAAUGAUCCCGCGCAGGCGGAAGCUUACGUCGUUUUUACUAAAGAUCGGACCGAGUACGAUCUUCGUGUCCGAGCCCAGGCUCGAAUCAUGACGCCAGCAAAUGAUAAGUGAACGGUGCUGAAUCUAAAUUUACAAUUAUUUUCUUCCUCAUUCAUUUAUAUGAAUGACUUACUUGCUUUAUAAACAUUGGUUUAUUUUAUAUGUAUUUAAAUGAAAUAAAGGGUUGAGAUUUCCCCAAAUAUUCAAAAGA